Messenger RNA from Trichomonas vaginalis G3, 927 nucleotides. Its product is annotated as phosphatidylinositol-3,5-bisphosphate binding. NCBI's taxonomy places the organism in Eukaryota, Parabasalia, Trichomonadida, Trichomonadidae. The coding region runs from base 1 to 927 and encodes 308 amino acids. Gene Ontology annotation, molecular function: protein binding; phosphatidylinositol-3-phosphate binding; phosphatidylinositol-3,5-bisphosphate binding. Gene Ontology annotation, biological process: protein localization to phagophore assembly site; nucleophagy; protein lipidation. The record is from RefSeq and is a predicted model, not a curated record. The transcript has a single exon. Gene Ontology annotation, cellular component: cytosol; extrinsic component of membrane; phagophore assembly site membrane.
AUGAGUUCUCCUUCACCGAAUAUUAGCUCUGUAAAUUUCGACACUCCGAACAUUAUUGUCGUAUGUACAGAUAGACAUGUUAUUCUCAACAAAAUUCCAGAAUUUACACUUUUAGCGCAUUGCACAGGAAUGAAAUUUUUACAUGCUGUUACAUUCAAUGAUUUGAUCGUUGCUGUUGGAGAUGGAGAUAUUCCUCCAUAUACAGCAUUCUUUCUUCAGAUUUUUCAGAAAGAUACAGGCGUUUUUAUAAGAAAAUUAGAAUUCCCAGAUAGAAUUCUUGAUUUAAAAGUUAAUUCAUCACAUUUAUUUGUUUCUCUUGAAAGUAUGAUACAUGUUUAUGAAAUAACAACUUUCCAUUCAAUAGCAACUAUCGAUCGCAAGUCUGCAAGCGGAUUAUUCACAGUUAACGAGAAUAUUAUCGCGUAUCCAGAUGACAGAAAGCCAGGAAGCGUCUUAAUUGCUGAUAUUCCUGGCUUCAGCGUCGUAAAUACGAUUCAAUGUCAUUCUGGAGCGAUACACAAUCUAUAUCUUUCCAAAACAUCAAAUACACUCGCUACUGCCAGUACGAAAGGCACGCUAAUUAGACUAUUUGAUUCAAAAACUGGCGAAAAAGUUGGACAAUACAGGAGAGGAUAUACACAAGGCGAUAUUAUUGCUAUGUCAUUGACACCAGAUUAUCUUUGCGCAUGUUCCCACCAAACUUUACACGUUUUUGGAAAAGAUGGAAGAUACGUUAAUCAAUCUCUUUCAGAUCCACCUCUCGCUUGCUUGAUUUCUGGAAAUAGAAUUACAGUUGCUCUCAAAAACGGAACUUCUUAUGAUUAUAUGAUUAAUCCAACGAAUUUCAAGAUAGAAAACGUUUCUCAGUAUCGUUUAGUACCACCUAUUGCUUUAUCGGCCAAACAUAACCGCCGCAUUACAUUAUAA